AUGUCGACCCCCGUGUCGAACCGCAAAUAUGGAGCACAAAAAGUGCGACUCACAAUUUUGUGUGCAAGAAACUUGGUCCGAAGAGAUCUAUUUCGUUUGCCUGAUCCUUUCGCUAAAAUCUCAGUUGAUGGAAGUGGCCAGGUUUACUCAACAAAUGCAGUUAAAGGCACCCUUGACCCAAAGUGGAACACUCAUUAUGACCUAUAUCUGACUAAAGGAGAUGGAAUAACUAUUAGUAUUUGGAAUCAAAGAAAAGUACACAAAAGACAAGGUUCUGGAUUUCUGGGAUGUGUAAGAAUACAGCCAUCAACAGUUCACAAGUUAAAAGAUACAGGAUAUCAAUGUUUAGAGCUUUGUGAAGAUGGCUCAGGAGAGACUUGUGGUGUAAGGGGUCAAGUCAUAGUGUCAUUGCUUUCCCGAGAUGGAACAAGAGGAGAACCAGCAUCUGCAGCAGGCGAAGGUUCUCCUUUAGCUGUCGUAGGCCCUGCUGGUGACGUCCGUCCACCUAGAGACCCUCCAAUGAAUACAAAUACAACACCAGUCCCUCUGCCUCCACAUUGGGAAGAGAGAGUAACACCUAGUAGCAGGCCAUACUAUGUGAACCAUGCACUUCGACGUACACAAUGGGAACGUCCAACAAUGGAUGGUUCGAACACUGUCGCAGCGGCAGUAGCUUCGCCCCCGUCGUCGCCUUCCCCGCCGGCCACUUCGCCUGCAACAACUCUAUCACCCUCGUCACCACUGUCACCGACAUCUGAUACAGAUGUUAACGGCAGCACUUCCAUUUCAUUAAGACCUGAGCCACAACCGCAGACUGCGGUUCGGUCCCGUCAAGUGAAUACAGUUGAGUCGCCGACUAGCCCCGUAUCUCCAACUUCGCCUGCUACCCCUACGACGUCGAUUACUGCCACGGACCUACCACCAGGCUAUGAGAUGCGGACGACAGCUCAGGGCCAGGUGUAUUUCUACAACCGUGUGAGCGGCGCGUCGACAUGGCACGAUCCGCGCGUACCGCAACACUUGCGGCACUGCGCCGCCGCGGCCGGCCCGCUGCCCCCCGGCUGGGAGAUGCGACACGCGCCCUCCGGCCGGCCCUACUUCGUGGAUCACAACAACCGCACCACGCAGUUCACUGACCCGCGGCUCGCCCUCUCCGUGCGCUCGCCGCAGCCCGACCCGCCCCCUGUGUCGUCCCCACCAAUAAGCCCCGCUUCGAACCCGCCCACAAACGAACCGCACGAUUCUGACGCGCUGCCCAAAUACAAGCGGGAUCUGGCGGCGAAGGCGCGCGUUCUACGGGCAGAGCUGCAAGCGCUGCAACCGCAAACUGGCCACUGUAGGAUAGAGGUGUCACGCAAUGAGGUACUCGAAGAAUCAUACCGGUUAGUGAUGAAACUACGCGGUAAGGAGUUAAGGAAGCGCCUCCUAGUGAAAUUCCGUGGCGAGGAAGGCCUUGACUACGGUGGAGUAGCCCGGGAGUGGCUCCACUUGUUGGGACGGGAGCUGUUCAAUCCACAAUAUGGACUGUUCCAGUACGCUAAUUCGGGCGACGACAGAUACGCGCUGCAAAUCAACGCUGACUCUGGGGUGAAUCCCGAGCACCUUUCGUACUUCCAUUUCGCCGGGCGCAUACUGGGCGUGGCGUUGUUCCACGGACACCAACUAGACGCGGCCUUCACGGUACCCUUCUACAAGCAGCUACUGGGCCGACCAAUCACCCUGCGGGACAUACGCGACGUGGACCCGGAACUGCAUCGAUCCCUGUCCUGGAUGCUCGAAAACAGCAUAGCGGGCGUGAUAGACACCACCUUCUCCGUAGAAUGCUCGUCGUUCGGCGCAGUUCGCAGCGUCGAGCUGCGGCCGGGCGGCGUCAACGAGACUGUGACGGAUGCGAACAAACGCGAAUACGUGCGUUUAUACGUAGCGCACCGAUUCACGCGCGGCGCCGAACGGCAAUGGCUCGCGCUACAACGGGGCCUAGCCGAUUUAGUACCGCCUCAGCUACUACGCCCCCUAUCCCCAAGAGACUUGCCGCCUUUAUUAGCAGGACGCGCCGACCUCGACCCCGCUGACUGGAAACGCCAUACACGCCUCAAACAUCUCACACCCGACGCGCCGAUUCUCGCCUGGUUCUGGGAAAUCGUAGAAGAUUUUGACGCCGAAAUGCGCGCGCGCCUCCUUCAAUUCGUCACCGGGUCUAGACGAGUCCCUUUAGCCGGAUUCCGCGCCUUACAGGGCUCUACAGGGGCCGCAGCCCCGCGUCUCUUUACCCUACAUCUCGUCGCCGACGCCUCCCCAGAUUCCCUGCCGAAAGCCCAUACCUGCUUCAAUCGGCUCGAUCUCCCGCCGUACCCUAACAAGGAGAAACUCCACGAUAAACUGAAGCAGGCCGUUUUAGAGACCGCCGGUUUCGCCGUCGAAUGA
Molecule: messenger RNA, 2424 nt
Organism: Chilo suppressalis (striped riceborer)
Lineage: Eukaryota; Metazoa; Arthropoda; Insecta; Lepidoptera; Crambidae
Source: the annotation of a GenBank genome assembly